AUGAAAGAAUAUCCAAUGCCCGGUGGUGUUCCAGUCUCACAUGGUAAUCUUAAUGGGGAGGACUUAGAUAGCAUCUUUGGCUUUAUCGAGGCGUAUGUCGUCUGUCCUAAGACUAUCAAAAAGCCCUUUCUUCCCUAUCGAGACCAAAAUGACACUCUUAUCUUUCCAACAGGGGAAUUUAUUGGUGUCUACUAUAGCGAAGAGUUAAAGUAUGCAAGAGACUUAGGCUACACAGUGAUCCCAAUCUCCGGCUACCUUUUUGAGAAGAUGGAAAGCCCCUUCCGGGACUUUGUCAGCCAACUUUUUCAGAACAGGGUUGAGGCAAAGAAGAAAGGAAAUGAUGCCUUGUCAUAUGUAUACAUGCUCAUUAUGAACACUCUCUAUGGGAGAUUCGGCAUUAACCCUAAAAGCACCAUUACCGUGAUCUGCUCUAAAGAGAGAUACUUUGAUUUGAUCUGGCAUAGUGACUUAAUUUUCGGUGACAGGCUUAGCGAGACAUACAACAUCAUUUCCUACCAUAUCAAUACCGAAAAAAGCACGGAUUAUUGGGUACCACCAAAAAACGUUGCUGUACAACUAGCUGCUGCUAUCACUGUAUCCGCUAGGAUCUAUAUGUACCCCUUUAUAUCAAGAGAGGACUGCUACUACACGGACACUGACUCGGUUGUGCUUGGGCAUCAACUGCCUAGUGAUGUGAUUUCUUCUUCUGACUUAGGAAAGUUUAAGCUAGAGGAUGAAAUAAAGAUGGGAUACUUUUUAGCACCCAAAUCCUAUGGUUACUAUAACAUUGAGGGUCAAUUUAUCUUUAAGUUCAAGGGACCAGCUAAAAACCAAAUUCAACCUUCAUUCUUUGAGCAACUAUAUUUAGAUCCAAACCGGGAAAUACUCUUUCAGGCGGAAUUUCCCUUCCGGGUCAAUAAGCACACCCUUAACAUCUUCAAGAAAGACUCAUUCGUCAAAGUGGGAAUUAAGCUGGGCAACAAGAGGUUCUUUUCUACGGUAUCCAACAAUACUUGGGUCACUAACUCAUUGAGUGAUUUGCCAUUAAAAGAUGAAGAUAAAACCAAAUUAAUAAGGUUUUGGGAGGAGUUUUACCAAUAUUAUUUGAGCAAAAAAGAACCACAAAGAGGAACAAACUAUAAAGCAUCUAAUUCUGGCUUGUACAAAGAAGAAGUGUUUUCCCUUUUAGAAAGCAAAAAAGGUAAAUUAACUGAAGACGAAUUAUGUGAUCUCCAAAUUACUAUUGAGGAUAAAACUAUGAACUUUGAUGAGGAAUUGAUCUAUAGUAGUACUAAAAACAUUAUCAAACUUUUAAUUGCGAAGGAACUAGAAUGUGCUAGGGACUAUCUUAGGAAAUGGGGGUUUGAAGCUGAUGAUAUGGAAUUGCUUUCUGAGUUUGGUCAAUAUACGCUUGAGGCACUAAUAGUUCAUGUUCUAGCAAUUGUUUUUAACCCCAAUGAUUCCCAGGUUAUGGUUCGUGUUGCUACUUUGGUUGAACACUUAGAGAAAAUCGUUCACUUACAAGCUAAAUUAUUUAAAUGCAGAAGGUCUAAACUAGAUUUUUCAUCUCUGAAAGCCAUGGAAGAUGGGGAGAAUCAGCGGAAAAAAAAAAUUAGCUAA
This is a messenger RNA of Dioscorea cayenensis subsp. rotundata (Guinea yam), 1620 nucleotides long. Its product is annotated as DNA polymerase-like. The transcript has 2 exons. Gene Ontology annotation, biological process: DNA replication. The record is from RefSeq and is a predicted model, not a curated record. Lineage: Eukaryota; Viridiplantae; Streptophyta; Magnoliopsida; Dioscoreales; Dioscoreaceae. Gene Ontology annotation, molecular function: nucleotide binding; DNA binding; DNA-directed DNA polymerase activity. Bases 1 to 1620 code for a protein of 539 amino acids.